This is a messenger RNA of Lathyrus oleraceus (garden pea), 611 nucleotides long. RefSeq names its product dormancy-associated protein 2-like. The transcript has 2 exons. Bases 162 to 407 code for a protein of 81 amino acids. NCBI's taxonomy places the organism in Eukaryota, Viridiplantae, Streptophyta, Magnoliopsida, Fabales, Fabaceae. The record is from RefSeq and is a predicted model, not a curated record.
AUUAGAUUGAUUAAUACAGGCAAGCUACCAUCCCCACCACCAUGUAAAGAUUCCGUAUUGAUUGCUCCUUCUUUCCAUUAUAUAAAGAGCACACUUUCUUACUAUUUUUCUCAUCCUUCACUACCAAAUAUCACAUUUCAAUUAAUCUUUAAUUGAGUUCAAUGGAUUCCAAAAGAGCAAUCCUCAUUCUUGGCCUACUGGCAAUGGUUCUUCUUAUUUCCUCAAAGGUGUCAGCUAGGGACUUAACUGAAGAGGUUGUUGAAAAGUCAAAUGAACUGAAUGAUGCCAAAUUUUUGGGUUUUCAUCGUCAUCAUCAUGGUCAUCGUCACGGUCAUCGCCGAGGUCAUGGUCACGGUGGUGGUCAUCAUCAUGGUGGACAUGGGGUUGAUUCCGACAAUGGUAACUGAUAAUACCAUGAUACAUGAUGCACAUUCAAAGUAAUAGAUAUCAUGAAUGAAUAAUGUUUUGGUGUUAAAUAAAAAGGUAUAGAUAGUCAUCAAUCUGUUGUGGUUAUGUAUUAUCUUUGUAUAUGUGGUGAAGAGUUUGAUUCGAAUCAAUGUAAUGAAUGUGUUAUCAAUUAUAAUAUAUCAAAUAUCAUCGUCCUGUUAGUA